ACACACACACAGAGGGGAGAGAGAGGGAGCAUGAGUCUCCGCUCGGGGAGGAAACUCUGCAGCAGUCCUCAUUAAGAUUCCCAGUCCGUACACUCGCCACACAAACCCUCCUGUCGUGGGUGGCACCGGCGUCCUGCGCGCCUCGUAAUUGCGCACCGCGGAUCCCACUUCCAGCGGCAACCGGCGGCCGCGGAUCACGCAGCCGUGAAGGCGGAGAGAGGCUGUGCACGUCCCGUUAUUUACGGCGUCAAGGCUGAGAGAGAGAGAGAGAGAGAGAGAGAGAGAGAGAGAGAGACAGAGAGAGAGAGAGAGAGAGAGGAGAAGAGAGGUGCGUCCCCGGAGGUCCAGCGAAGGGUGGCGCCCUGCGCAUCUCAUCCAGCGCCUGGACGCACCGUGUCGCCUCCCAGGGGCCCGGGGGGGACCCACAGUCACAGCCCGCUCCUGCAGCCCCUCUGCCCGGUCUCCACUGGCUCAUUUCCCCCCGCGGUGACUGGCAACAUGUGCGCCUGGAUGCUGUGAAGUGUUCAUUUCCCCUCGGAUACGCCAAGUACCCGACGUUGCGACGCACCUUGUGUAAUAGAGAGCCAUGAGCACUGUGGAGGAGGAGCCGGAUCACAUGAUACCAUGAAGACGAGCCUGCAGGUCCUUCGCUGCCAGCUGCUGAGUGUUCUAGCAUUCCUAGCACUGCCAGUAGGACUGGUUUCAUCAGCACAGGAGCUGUACCUCAGCCAGACGUCCCAGGACUCUGUCUCCAUGGCAGCCGCCCACAGCGCCCCCUCGUCUCCCUCCGAACCCCCCCACCUGGACUGGCGUCAGGAAGGCUCCGGCAGCGGGGAAUGGUCGUCCAAAGGAGGUACUCAACCAACAGGCGUCAUCCUCCCUCCUCGUGUUUUCUACCCGUCAACCUGGCCUCACACGACCCAAAUCUCCAACCUGCAUGAAGACCCUCCUGUUCAUGAAACAAUUACUGUCAUGCCACACACGUGGAGCACUGGAAGCUGGGUUAAUCAGCCCCAGGAGUCCAGCUCUGAUGGAAGCCGAGGCCAAAUGAAUAAGUUGGUCAGGGUUUCUCAAGUCCACAACCCAGUUAGAGUCAAUACAAACCAGGCCAGCGGCACAGCGCUCCCAAAUAUAGACAUGGACUCUACUACCAGACGGGCUCCGAACCCCCUGGGUCUCAUGUCCAGCUCUGGGUCAGACAGAGGAGAUACACUUGCUCUAGAGCCUCACAAGUCAAGCGUGGAACAACCCACUGGCCCCAUCCAGCACGUUCCAGAUCUGCAUCCCUCCUCGCUGUCCCAUCCGUCAAUACACAGUGACCGUGGCCUGAAACUCGGGGAGCAUGCUCGGGGGGUUCCAGGGGUGGCUGCACACCACACCAUCACCCUGAGGGAGGUGCAUGCAGGGGCCGAGUCCCCCACCGACGAGCUGGUGGUAGUAGACCCACAGGCGAGGUCUGCUUCUCCGCUCGAGAGCCCACCAGAGAAUCAAACCUCUACUGGCUCCACCCCAGCCCUGUCUACUGAGCAGGGCCUUAAGGAUCACACAGUCAACCACACUGCACCCAUCGAGAUCACCACCGAGGAGGGUCAUGGUCGGGUUUCCCAAGGUAACGGCACAGACAAUCCUCCUCUGAGACAGGGGCUGGGGAAUGUAACCACGUACGGAGGGCUGCUCCCCAACGGCAGCUCGGCCGAGGGGGCGCCUGCUAAGGGGAACAGCUCUGAGGACGCUUCCACCGCCAGCAGGAACUUCCUCAACAGGCAGGUGCCCGCCACCACCCAGGACCCCUGGACACCCGGCAACAGCUCAGACCCCACCGUGGACUCCCCGUCGUCCCGCAUGACCAUCUGCCUGAGCAGGAUGGACAUCGUGUGGAUCGUGCUGGCCAUCAGCGUGCCCGUGUCCUCAUGUUCUGUGCUGUUGACCGUGUGCUGCAUGAGGAGGAAGAGGAAGUCGUCCAGUCAGGAGAACAACCUCAGCUACUGGAACAACGCCAUCACCAUGGACUACUUCAGCAGGCACGCCGUGGAGCUGCCCAGAGAGAUACACACUCUGGAGAGUGAGGACCAUGACACCUGUCUACCCCCUAAUGGAGACUACAGCGGCAGCAGCGUGGUCCUGGUUAACCCCUUCUGCCAGGAGACCCUCUUCAUCAACAGAGACAAAGCUUCUGCCAUCUAGAGACAGAACAGGAGAAGACGUGGACUGAGUCUCCUCCUCUACUCCCCCUGCUGUCGUUGUCUAUUUUAUAUAUGUGGUAAAUAUUCAGAGACUUUUGACUUUAUACUGUAUAUUAUAAAAACAAAGAGCAACCUGGAAGGAUGUAAACAGACACUAUUUACUAUGAGGAUGCACCUGCAUAUUUUUCUGAUGUACAUUUUCUACAAAAAGGCUUAAUUGUGAUUUAAAAAAAAGGUUUUUAUUGUCUUUAUAAAAUACAGAGUAUAUGUGGUUUUGUUUCAUGACAGUGGCUUGAUGGCGAGUGCACUGUGGAUGUUGCCACAUUAACCUGCUUGAGAGAGAGAGAGAGAGAGAGAGAGAGAGAGAGAGACGUGCUAUGAAAACAUUAAAGCUGUAAUUUUACUUUUCCUUUAAAAUCAAUCCCAAAAUACUUAUAGCCUGUUGAACUUGAAUAUAGCACCUACAAUAUUAACUUGGGGGAGGGGGCAGAGAUUUGUCACUAAAUGCUGUGAGUGAAAUCAGGGUCUGUGUUUAUCAAACUGUUAAACCAAGAAAGUCACGAGUGCUCCAAAGAGUCACAAAGUCGAAACAUUUAAAGAAAGAGUGAUCUCCUUGAUUCUCAAGUGAUCCGAGUUAAUCGAAUAUAUGCUCAGGGCAGGGAUGGGAAAUCAGAGACAGGAUUUAACCUGCACAUGCACCAUUGAUCAUUUUUCAGGAAAGCUUAUUUUUUCUCAGUGAUAUGUUAUUCUGAAUAUCUUGUACUUGUACUACAUUUGUGAAUUAUAACAAUAUAUUUGAUAUAUAGCACGACAGAAUUGAGCUAAACAUCAAAACCAGGUUUUAAGUCACAAAUACAGGAUUUAUACAUCCCGAAUAAGGAAUAAAUCAUAGGAAAUAGGAUGUAAACAAAAUGAUUACUGUACAUUAGAGACUACAAAGUGUCAUAAGAAUUAAUUGAGUACCAUGCUAACAAAUCCAGACAAUCAAGAUGCAUAGGAAGUGAUUGCAAACAAAAUCAGAGCCAGAUUUAAUGUUUUACAGCCCCGAUAAAUGCAGGGAAAGAAAUAAAAAUAAAGAAAACCGUAUAAGAUCUUUGCCAAAUGCAAAUAGUAGCCUCAACCAACCUGAUUAUGGAUUAUACAGCUAAUCAUAUUAUUCAUAUAAUGACAAUAAUAGUCUAAUAUCACAAUCACUUUAAGACAUCUGCUAAGUAGAUGAGCACAUUUUAUUCUUAAGUUUCAAAGCAGGUGUAUCAGUAAAGAACCUUAACUUUCAUCUCUCAUCAGUUUGAUAAAGACAAGCCCAGGUUUUAAAGGUCAAUUUGAGUGGAACCUACAUCUGGCCGUUCUGAAAGAUGGUGCAUCUCUCGGUCGAGUGGAACUGACGUAAAAUGGCUUCCCCCCUCGUGUGUCACCAGCUUCUCUUAAGAGGGACCACAUAGAUGUCUUAACUCUUUACGUUGGCCCUUUAUAUUUCAGUACGUGUGUGUGAAUGCCUUGUUCGUGCAUGUAAGCAAACUGUGAGCGUGCAGUAAAGUGUGCAAGAGUGGACGGAUCAGUUUAAUCCAGCUGCCCCCCCUUAACCAAAUAUCACUGUUACUUUAAGUCAAACAAGACUUUGUAUCACAUCUGUUCUUCUGUGUGUGUCUGUCUGUGUGUCUGUGUGUGUGUGUGUGUGUGUGUGUGUGUGUGUGUGUGUGUGUGUGUGUGUGUGUGUGUGUGUGUGUGUGUGUGUGUGUGUGUGAGAGUGAAGCCUCUGUCUUUCUGUCUGUUCGUCCUCUUCGCUGUAUUGUGGAGUCGCUACUGGUUAUAGCUCAACGUGAGAAAUCAUUUCUCAGCGCCUGUAGGAAACAAUUAGACCAUCCCUUGCUACUGUAAGUGUUUCCCCAGAUACUGUGUUAGUCCAUUAAUGUAACUCGUGUUUGUUGACAUGUCGAAUGAUUGUGAACGAUUCCUCUGGACACACACAUGAUUUGUGUCAGAGUCUGUCAAAGAUCCUGACCAAUGAAAACACUGAGACAAAAAAUGUACAGUAUGCUGAGUAUUUACUGUGAGCACAUACAGAGGCGUUUGAAUAUUUCUUUUGUCUAAUUAUUGACCCUGUGGCCCUUCUAUCAUCUCUUUUACUUUGCAUUGCUGCAGUUUUAUUCAAUAAUCGAUGCUGCCUGCCUCUAUUGUCGCUGAAGAUCUUCUGCAUUGUGCGCUGUUGUUCUGAAGUCACCGGUUCGAGCGGUGACGGCGAACGACACAGUUAAACAUAUUGGUUAUUUCCUGCAUCGGACGCUCACAGGUGGGCUUGUUGUUUUGCACGCUCAAAAAGUGGAUAUUUUACAAAACGUUCGGUGGAGCAGUGUUCAACAUGAUGUAUUUUUUGUACUGUAGUAUACACUGUACUUUUUACUGCUGAGCAAUAAAACAAACAAAAAAACACA
Molecule: messenger RNA, 4615 nt
Organism: Hippoglossus stenolepis (Pacific halibut)
Lineage: Eukaryota; Metazoa; Chordata; Actinopteri; Pleuronectiformes; Pleuronectidae
Gene: tmem108
Product: transmembrane protein 108
Exons: 5
Coding region: 625-2184 (519 amino acids)
Biological process (GO): postsynaptic density organization; dendrite extension; retrograde axonal transport
Cellular component (GO): early endosome; axon; endosome membrane
Source: RefSeq, a predicted model, not a curated record